AUGGCCUCCAUAUUCCUCCACCACCUAGCCAUCUUCACCAUAGCAGCAGCAGCAGCAGCACGGCCAGUCCUCGCAACGAGAGUGCCCCCCGGCACACAACAAGGAACCUACAUCGUAACCCUCUCCCCAGAAGGCCAAGAAAUCCACGCCAGACUCCCCGACAUCAACCAUGACAACGCACACGUGCUACCACUACCACCACCACCACCACCACCACCACCACAAUCCCCCCGUGGCGCAACAGCCUGGCCCUCUCACACCGCCCCCCUCUGCUCAGACAGCCCCUGGAUCGGUACCUACGACCUCUACCACGACAACGGCGCCCGCAACGCCUUUUCGUCCCAGUGCGCCGCCCUCGCCGGCGCCCGCCUCGGCAACGGCGACAAGAUCUACAGCCACUGGGGCGACGCCGUGGCCUACAUGUGCUCGUACGCGGGGAGCGGCGGCGGCGGCGGCGGCGGCGGGGGAAACCCGUGCGUUGUCCAGGAGUGGGUUGAUGCCGUGGACUGGGCUGCUGCGUCGUGUGCCGGGAGGAAUGGGGGGUAUAUGGAGUGUGCCUACCUCUCGAUUCCGGGAUGGAAAAAGGCGUACGGCUAUACGCACAUCAAUACUUCCUUCUGCUGA
Molecule: messenger RNA, 624 nt
Organism: Colletotrichum orchidophilum
Lineage: Eukaryota; Fungi; Ascomycota; Sordariomycetes; Glomerellales; Glomerellaceae
Exons: 3
Coding region: 1-624 (207 amino acids)
Source: RefSeq, a predicted model, not a curated record